Messenger RNA from Contarinia nasturtii (swede midge), 899 nucleotides. RefSeq lists its product as uncharacterized. NCBI's taxonomy places the organism in Eukaryota, Metazoa, Arthropoda, Insecta, Diptera, Cecidomyiidae. The transcript has 3 exons. Bases 126 to 485 code for a protein of 119 amino acids. The record is from RefSeq and is a predicted model, not a curated record.
UUUUAUGAUUUUGGCAGGAUGGAGUUAGUGCAACGGCUGGUGCAGUGACUGGCAGUGCAGGUGCUUUAAUUACGAGCGGCGGUGUCAGUGGCACUACUAAGACACAGUCGAAAAAUGGAAAUAUAAUGAAAAAAGAUAAACGAGGCUCGACUGUUGCACUACAGACGGCUAGUGUUGAUAUAUCAGAUGCUUCAAUGUACCUGGAAAAAGCAAGCCCAUCACUGCAGAUAAAACGGAAAAGUAGCAGUGUUGAAAUAACAUCGAAUGGGCCAAUAAAUAGCAUUGAUAUGGUGCCAUUGUCGACAUUUGCAAAUGGUAAUCCAGUGAUCAGUGAAGAAGGUAGUAAACCAUCACCGACCAGUGCGAAUGGUGAUUAUGUCGUCAUUGACAACAAUAUACCGGAUACAAAUUCUGAUUUGUCAUCUAUGAGCAAACCGGCCACCAUCGCUACAACAAACAAUAACAUACAAAUCAGUCAAGUAUAAGCAAAGUAAAUGAAAGCAAUCAUUAUAUGAAACAUUAAAAAAAAAAAUGUUCACUCAGUAAUUAAUUUAAGGAACAAGAAAGCCAAUCGCUACAGUCUAGUACGUGAAAAAUUGAUACAAAUUCUGAAUUCUAAAUAACAAAUUAUUAGAAAAAUUCAGGAACUAAAAUGUAAUCGUAAACAUUUUCAAUGUAAAACUGUGCUAUUUUUCUCUCAAUUAAUUUUUGGUAUUGUUUUUCUAUUUUUAAUCUUGUUGAUUAUCGAUUCUCUCCUUUUGUCUUUAAGUUUGGGUGUUAUUCGUUGAAUUUUGAAAAAUUAUACUUACUUAUCCUUUCCAAAUAACAGAGACAAAUUAUUGGACUUAAUUUUGUGCGUGAAAUGCAAUAUUAAAUAAAAUUAUUCUAAAACUUGUAAA